GGGGCUGCAGUUAAAUAGAGGGGCAUCAGUUCGUUGGCCUCAUCUCUGAUCUGCCUCUGCUGUUGUCACAUCUUUCUCUCUCCUGCUUCUGACACAGUGAGAUCUCAUCAGCAGGAUGCCCGAGCACAUGCCAGAGAGGAAGCCAAAGAUCUCAGCUUCAAGGAAGCUGAUGUUGAAGAGUCUGAUGGUAGCGAAAGCCAAGGAAGAAUUGGAGCAGGAGGUUGUGGUUAAAGAGGAGGAGAAACACAACUACCUGUCAGAGAGAGCUCCUGCACUAAACAUCAGCAGCCUGAGCCUUGCACAGCUACAGGACCUCUGCAGAGAGCUCCACUCUAAGAUCGACGUGGUAGACGAGGAGCGCUACGACAUUGAAGCUAAAGUCAUGCUCAACACACGUGAGAUUAAAGACCUGAACAUUAAAGUGUUGGACCUAAGGGGGAAAUUCAAGAGACCCAGUCUCCGUCGCGUCCGCGUGUCUGCCGACGCCAUCCUCCGCUCGCUGCUGGGCUCCAAGCACAAAGUCUCAAUGGACCUCAGGGCCAACCUCAAGUCUGUCAAGAAAGAGGACACUGAGAAGAAGCGGCCGGUCGAAGACAGCGACUGGAGGAAGAAUGUGGAGGCCAUGUCAGGGAUGGAGGGAAGGAAGAAGAUGUUCGACGCUGCCAAGGGUCCCACCCAGUGAGAGCCCAGGAGGCGGCGGGCCGGCGGCGUGUGAGCGGCGUCACGUGUCCUGCGGCUUCUGCGGCUUUUACCGUUUCGGGUUUAAUAUCGUCAUUCUUGUUUUAUGCUCGGGCCGCGUCCUCACGCUCCCUGGUGGUCUUCUCCACUUUCCCCAGGAAGUGGUCUGUUUGCAGUUGAUAUGAGUUUUUCUGUGUGGCAUUUUCUAGUAUUUGUAUCAUUCUCAUAAGUGGGAUUUAGGCUUAUUUCUGUACGGCAAUGUUAUAAAACAAAGGCAGCUUGUAUUGUCAGAAGGAAAUUGUAGACAGUGUUGUGACUGGCAAAAGGAUAUUAUAUUAAAUAAUAAUAUGAAUAUGAAUAAAUCCCAGCCAAUCUUGAUGGGUUAUAAACUCACAAGGUUUUGUGAACUGUAACAAAAAGGUGUGCAGUUCAUCAGCCGAACAACAACAAUUAAACAAACCAAAUGUAUUAUUCUUUAUUACUUUGUUGCUUUUCUCUAUAUGAAUGUGUGUGAAAUGAAGAAUUGUGUUCUUUAAAUAAAUCCAAAAAUGAGAACGAUGGUAA
Messenger RNA from Gasterosteus aculeatus aculeatus (three-spined stickleback), 1242 nucleotides. Lineage: Eukaryota; Metazoa; Chordata; Actinopteri; Perciformes; Gasterosteidae. The record is from RefSeq and is a predicted model, not a curated record.